AUGAAACAUUUANUAAUAAAAAUUAAAAGCCAUUUUAAUGAAACAUUCAUUGUAAGAGCACUGCUCGAUUCAGGCUCUCAAACUAAUUUUAUAACCACUGAGUUAGCGCAAAGAUUAAAAUCGCCACGAAAAAGAUCACAAAAUAGUAAUUACAGUAGCCAACUCGAUUUUUUAACGUUAUCAAAAAUAACUUCAUUUUUACCAAACGAAACAAUAAACACAACUGGUAUAAACAUACCUAAUGACGUUAAAUUAGCUGACCCACAUUACGACGUACCUGGCAAAAUAGAUGUACUACUCGGUGCUGAAUGUUUCUAUAGUAUACUAAAGGCCGGUAAACAUAAGGUAGAUGCAACUGAAAUAAUUUUCCAAGAAACAGAACUAGGCUGGAUAGUUGCAGGAUCUGUGUCCAGUUUAGCACAAACAACUACAAAAACAUUUUUCAAUUCGAUUGUAAUUGAUAACCAAGUAAAUUUAAAUGAAUUGAUGUCAACAUUUUGGCAAGUAGAAGAAAUGGGUUCAAACAAAAAACUCAGCAUUGAAGAAAGGUCUUGUGUCGAGCAUUUUGAACCUACGGGAAAAANCAGUAAAACGUGA
Daktulosphaira vitifoliae (grape phylloxera) is the source of this 597-nucleotide messenger RNA. RefSeq lists its product as uncharacterized. Gene Ontology annotation, biological process: proteolysis. Gene Ontology annotation, molecular function: aspartic-type endopeptidase activity. The record is from RefSeq and is a predicted model, not a curated record. The coding region runs from base 1 to 597 and encodes 198 amino acids. The transcript has 2 exons. NCBI's taxonomy places the organism in Eukaryota, Metazoa, Arthropoda, Insecta, Hemiptera, Phylloxeridae.